Drosophila erecta is the source of this 737-nucleotide messenger RNA. RefSeq names its product 10 kDa heat shock protein, mitochondrial. Gene Ontology annotation, molecular function: protein folding chaperone; protein-folding chaperone binding; metal ion binding. NCBI's taxonomy places the organism in Eukaryota, Metazoa, Arthropoda, Insecta, Diptera, Drosophilidae. The transcript has 2 exons. The coding region runs from base 122 to 430 and encodes 102 amino acids. Gene Ontology annotation, cellular component: mitochondrial matrix. The record is from RefSeq and is a predicted model, not a curated record.
UCAGUCAGUCAACAGCUGGAAAGUAUAGGAACAGCAUCGUUCUCCAAAAAUUAAAAAAAAAAUUACACAAUAAAUAUAAAAAGUAAAAAAACAUAGUAAAACUCUCAGAAACAAAGGGACGAUGUCGAGCGUAAUUAAGAAGGUGAUUCCCAUGCUGGAUCGCAUUCUAAUCCAACGUUUCGAGGUGAAGACCACUACCGCGGGCGGCAUCCUGCUGCCCGAGGAGUCGGUGCCCAAGGAGAUGCAGGGCUUGGUGGUAGCCGUUGGACCCGGAGCUCGCAAUCCUGCUGGUGCUGGACACUUGUCCGUUGGCGUCAAGGAGGGCGAUCGCGUAUUGCUGCCCAAAUACGGUGGCACCAAGGUCGAUAUGGACGACAAGCGCGAGUAUGUCCUGUUCCGCGAGAGCGACAUCCUUGCCAAACUGGAAUAGAUAUGACAUAGGAUAGAUGGCUGCAACACUUCCUCAAACACCAAAACAAACACGAUUAUCUAUGCUGCAAACUCUACGAUCCCACCACUUAUCCCCGGUCUAGACUUGCAUUUUGCUUCCGGAUUGCGUUCGAAACUAAAUGAUUAUAAUGAAAUGUUAUAUUUGGUAGCUUACCAAUGCACACACUUCGCACACUUCAUCAGACUGUGAAACAUGUCGCGCCUGCUCUUAUUGCGACCCCGCACACUACCAACUCGUGUAAGGACAGGCCAAAUAAACCACGUGUUCAGGUGCGUUUUGCGUAUUA